Messenger RNA from Prorocentrum cordatum, 413 nucleotides. NCBI's taxonomy places the organism in Eukaryota, Dinophyceae, Prorocentrales, Prorocentraceae. The record is from the annotation of a GenBank genome assembly.
CCGAGCCCCCCGACUCCGAGUCAUAAGUCUCCCCGCAUUGUAACCGUUCUGGCGAAGCCCUUCCAGGAGGGGGGCCCUGCGCGGCCCCUCCUCGGUCGGCGAUCCCCGCCCGCUUCAGGAGUCGCGAGCUCCGCCGCCGCCGCGAAAGCGAAGGCCGCCGCCCGAGAGAUCGAGGCGAAGUCCGAGUCCGUGCAGGACCAGCUGGCGGCCAUCGUGGCUGCGGCCAAGGCGAGGGCGGCGAAAUCCAGCGGCGAGCCCCUGGCAGCGCCCCAGCAGCCGAAGGAGCUGCCGAUGCUGCUCUCCUGACGGUUGUGGCGCCGGGGCGCCCGCGGGGCCCCCAUGGGCCUCGGGGGAGGCCCCGCCCCUCGGAGCGGGCCGCCGCGCGGGCGCGGCGCUGCGCGGCUCGGAGGUAA